Molecule: messenger RNA, 336 nt
Organism: Clonostachys rhizophaga
Lineage: Eukaryota; Fungi; Ascomycota; Sordariomycetes; Hypocreales; Bionectriaceae
Source: the annotation of a GenBank genome assembly
AUGAUAUCAUACGAUCUAGAACAAGUGGAGUUCAUAAAUCCAGAAGAUAUUCCAGACCUUGGCUCUGAUGAUGAACCAUGUGUUGAUAAUGAACCACGUAUUGAUGUUGAACCAGCGACCGAGGAAGAGAUACAACUAUGGUGGACAGCAAGGUACGACAGGAGCAUUGUUAAGCCUAUCAACGAGCCUGUCACAUCGCCUUGGGGUCUACCAGUCAGCAGUGAAGACCUCGAGAAGCUCAAGGCUGGGUUUCGAACACGUUCUAUGGAUGAUAAAUGGGAUCUGCUAGUCGAGGACCCCGAUGACAAAGGCAAUAUUUCUCUACACAUUCUCUGA